AUGCCUAACCCGAGCAUGCAAAUCACCGAUGAUGACGAAAUAAGUUUUGAGCUUGAGAACAGGCCUGUGACGGAGAGUUGCGAUGUCUUACGGCGUAAGAUACGCACCUUGAUCGACAAUGGCGAAAUGAAAGUGGGCGAGUUCCAAAAGGCAGUUGGCAUUACCCCCAAUGCGUACUCGCGAUUUAUGAGCCAGCACGGGAAGGACAAGGGAGUUGAGUCUUCUGUAUAUCCGGCAGCGUACGCGUUCUUCCAGCAGCGCGAGAUGGCGGGCAUUAAGACGACCGCGAACAAGAAGGCGAAGAAGAAUGAAGGAGACGCGGCGAAGGAUAGUGUGCCUAGUGUCGAUGAUGUUGAGCUGGAUUUCGAGAAAGAAGAUAAAGUACCAGUAUACGGUAUGCUUUCGCACCACCAUGACGGAAGCGAUGUGAGGACUGACACGCUGAUAGAUACAUGCGACGACGUCCGCAAGAAGAUCAACGUACACCUCAAGAAACCCGGCGUGACCCAGGCUGCGUUCCUUCGCGCAGCCUCAGCGUCCUUCCACAACCCAUCCAAGACCCUCAACGCGCGCCAACUCUCUGCUUUUCGCAGCAAGAAAGGUGCUUUAAACGGCAACACAUCCGGCAUCUACUAUGGUGCGUACGUCUACUUUGAGAAGCUACGCAUCAAAGAGGGAAAGCCCAAGAGCAAGAAGAGGCAGGAGAUGGAGGAGAUACAUGCCAAGGAUGGCGGAAUCGACACAAAACAUAUGCAGGACCGACUUACUACCCUGGAGGGUGACCACUGGCACCAUGAUGCCUAUGGGAGGACGAUUCUCAACGGGGAGAUUCUUGAGUAA
Alternaria novae-zelandiae is the source of this 840-nucleotide messenger RNA. RefSeq lists its product as uncharacterized. Lineage: Eukaryota; Fungi; Ascomycota; Dothideomycetes; Pleosporales; Pleosporaceae. The record is from RefSeq and is a predicted model, not a curated record. The coding region runs from base 1 to 840 and encodes 279 amino acids. The transcript has 2 exons.